Molecule: messenger RNA, 1335 nt
Organism: Cynara cardunculus var. scolymus (artichoke)
Lineage: Eukaryota; Viridiplantae; Streptophyta; Magnoliopsida; Asterales; Asteraceae
Product: putative hydrolase C777.06c
Exons: 10
Coding region: 79-1047 (322 amino acids)
Source: RefSeq, a predicted model, not a curated record
CCCUCUGUUUCUUUCAAGACCACCGCCAUUCAAAGUUUCUCACAUUCUCCAAUCUCCAGUUUCAUUCCGGCAGCUUUUAUGGACGUCGGCGUUGACGUGACGGAGAACGGCAAUGGGGAGCAGCCUCAUUCAGCAUUGAUCUUUUUAGGUACUGGAUGUUCGAGUGCCGUUCCUAACGCAAUGUGCCUGAUCCAGCCCUCUGAUCCACCCUGUAAAGUCUGCUUCCAGUCAUUCUCGACUCCACCUGAACGUAAUCCUAAUUACAGGUGCAAUACGUCUCUUCUGAUUGAUUAUAGUCCGAGAGCUGGGGAGCAUAAGUACAUACUAAUUGAUGUUGGGAAGACAUUUAGGGAGCAAGUACUCCGGUGGUUCACUUUCUAUAAGAUUCCUCAAGUUGAUUCUAUUGUUUUGACUCAUGAACAUGCGGAUGCAGUUCUCGGUCUGGAUGACAUCCGUGCAGUGCAGCCAUUCAGUCCAAUAAAUGACAUUGAACCUACACCUAUAUUCCUCAAUCAGCAUGCAAUGGAGAGCUUAAAAGUGAAAUUUCCCUACUUGGUUCAAAGGACACUUAAGGCUGGUCAGGAAGUUAGACGCGUAGCACAACUUGAUUGGAAAAUAAUUGAGAAUGAUUGUAAGAGACCAUUUGUUGCAUCCGGACUAGAAAUUGUACCCUUGCCAGUGAUGCAUGGGGAGGAUUAUAUUUGUUUAGGUUUCUCAUUUGGAAAAAAUAGCAAAGUAGCUUAUAUAUCUGAUAUUUCACGCUUUAUCAAAGAGACAGAACUCUAUAUUUCUAAAAGAGGUGGUCAACAGCUGGAUCUUCUGAUAAUUGAUACACUUUAUAGGAAUGGAUCACAUAAUACCCACUUUUGCUUCCCACAGACACUUGAAGCCAUUAAACGGUUGCAACCAAAGAGAGCAUUUUUAAUCGGGAUGACUCAUGAAUUUGAUCAUCAAAAAGAUAAUGAAUUCCUUCAGGAUUGGUCUAAAAGAGAAGGAAUUCCGGUUCAGCUUGCACAUGAUGGUUUAAGGAUACCUAUACAUCUAUAACGAUUCUACUCCGAUUCACCAAUAUACACAGUUGGCCAUACUAAUGAAGGUAUACCAUAUAGUCGUAGACUAUCAUUGGACCCGAGACACAAAGAAAUCGUUAGAAAUUGGCCAAGAGUUGUAUUCUCUUGUCAGCUGAAGCUGUAUAUUCUGUUAUAUGUAGUAACUAAUGGAGUAUUCCAAAGUUCUGUGAGAUAUCAAAUCUCUUGAAAGGAUUUUGAAGUUCUUUGUGGUUUUAAUGUGCUGUUAAUGUUGUCCAUAUCAGUUAUUACAUCAAAUUGGAUUGUG